Messenger RNA from Ictalurus punctatus (channel catfish), 3454 nucleotides. It is a transcript of the gene bag3, whose product is annotated as BCL2 associated athanogene 3. Gene Ontology annotation, molecular function: protein-folding chaperone binding; adenyl-nucleotide exchange factor activity. Gene Ontology annotation, cellular component: cytoplasm; nucleus; cytosol. The record is from RefSeq and is a predicted model, not a curated record. Lineage: Eukaryota; Metazoa; Chordata; Actinopteri; Siluriformes; Ictaluridae. The transcript is spliced from 4 exons. Gene Ontology annotation, biological process: negative regulation of striated muscle cell apoptotic process; protein stabilization; muscle cell cellular homeostasis. The coding region runs from base 1303 to 2715 and encodes 470 amino acids.
CGGGGAAACGCGCUGGAAGUUCAGUUCUAGCAUCUCUAUCGCCGCCUUCUGCCUAAGUGUAGUGCGUGACUGUAAUGUGGAAGACAGCUGCUAAUUUAUUUAUUUAUUUAUUUAUCUUAGCAGAUCUCAUUUUACUGCUGCGUUAGUCUAUUUGUCUAACUUUACCUGGACUCCAUUUUUAUUAAAUUGCGCAGAAAGAUUGCAAUGAGUAAAUGGAUGUUAAUCGACUUGAAUACGGACUGUAUGGAGUUCUGACUGUAUUCAGUCCUUCUGACUGCGCGCCUAAAAUAGCGCUUCUUCUCAUAUUCUCAUAAUGGAUUGAUGGGUUCCUAACGCACGGAAAUAUUUUCGUGUUGUGAUCUAAGCUUGACUGAUGUGUGUGUGUGUGUGUGUGUGUGUGUGUGUGUGUGUGUGACGCACUGCAGUUAUUAUGUCGCCUAAAGACCCUGAGUGUUUGACCAUCUCCAUAAUGUUUAUUUAAAGACUCAGGAGCUGCGCAGACUGCGGUUUGUUGGUAACAUCGCUGGAACUGUGCGGUAUCGUACCUCCGAAAGUUUUCCUUACAUGGGAUUUGAGACGGAUCCACCCUCUCAUGCUUCAGUGAUAGCCAGUGGAAGCUAAUGCCUUUAACCAGAGACAAGCCACUGUAGAAUUUAAAAAAAAAAAAAAAAACCAGAGAGAGAGGAAAAAAAGAUUGCACUUUCCUAUUAGACAGAAAAAGCUAUCUGAUCGAACACCUACAGAGUUGAUCUACACAGUCCCCUGAAGACCAACUGGGCCCAAAUAAUAUAAAUUCAACUCUGGGGCAGGGAGUGUUACUGUGGAAUAAACUCAUAAACAGUAGAGAACAUUCCUGUUACCAAGCGAGGUUGAAACACUGGGGGUGCAGACUAGUGCUCACCAGCUGGUAUCUCUCAUUAAGAAAGAUCAACACUUGCUGUUGUCCAAAGUUAGUGUCACCAAGAGUCUGCUGGAAAGACACAGCUGCCAGGAGAUAAACUGGGCGCAUGGUCAUGCCAAAUAGUCAGCGGACAGAAGGUCACUCAUGUUCUGUUUCUCUGUUUACAAUGACGUGCCUUAAAAAAAAAUAGCUUUAUUUUACUCUUUACUUAUAAAGGAUACUGUUAGGAGAACCGGUCAACUUUAUAAUAAUCCAAGAGCAUACAUAUGUGGACUUACAAUUUUACCUGUCAUACUAUGUACGAUUGUAUAUACGAUUGUAAUAUUAUAACAAUGUUACUAUUUCUGCAUGCUAAGUGGAUUUGCGAGAUGGUCUGGGGCUGAACCCACCGAUUCACAUCGAUGAGUAAGGGUACUCAGCUGUCCCCAAACGGCCCCUGUGCAUCUACAGAAUCAUCUCCUCAGGACAUGCACAAGGUUUUUUUUUCGGAGAUGAAACAGCCAUCCCUACGUCAAGGCUAUAUCCCUAUCCCAGUCACCCAUGAAAAUGUCGAAAACAGGCAGCAACAGUAUCCACCAUUUUCUUAUAUGUAUCCGGCAAACCAGCAAAACCUAAGAGCAGAUGGCCGGACUCCAUCCCCAACUCCCACACUGCACUGUCAAACAAGAUCUCCUGUACAGGCCACUCCAGAGGCCGAUUCACACUGCCUGUCCUGUUCACCUGCUUCACAUGGACCUGAGGUUCACCAUGUGCACCAUUCACCACAGGGGACACAGUCUCAUACCAACUCGCAGCAUCAACCUUCCAGACCCAGCAGCACAGGCCUCCGGUCAGGCUAUAUUCCCAUUCCUGUCAUUCAUGAGGGGACCGUAGGUAGCCCACAAACCCAGAAUGUCCAUCCUAAGCGCUUAUGGCAAACAGAAUAUCAACCUUCCAGUCACAGUCGUCAACCAGAAGAAUGGAGUCCUGGCCCUGCGUUUUCCACAAGAGAAAAAGCCCCAAGUUACCGCGAACAUAUGCCCAUCCAGCUUGAGCAGAAUCGCUCAGCUAGUCCUAGCUUACUCCCCAGUGUAAGGGCUCAGGAGCCAGUCAGAGCACAGGUCAUGAGUGAGAGGCCACAGGUCCAGCAGCAUGUUAUGCAUACAGAGAUUCCUAGUAAAGUUGAUCAUCCUGUUGAACAUCGCACCAGCCUCCCCAUUGAGAUUCCUAUUCAGAGAGUGGCUGAACCACAACAGUCUGUACCACAUCCUAUAUUACCACUGACACAGCAUCCCAUACUGGAACCUGAACAGGAACUUAUACAGACCCCCAUACAACAGCCUGUGCUUCAGUCUGAACAAGUGCCACCUCCAGUGCCAGAGACCGCUAAUUUAGGUUCCAUGCAGGUUCCAGCAACACCAGAACCUCAGGAACCAUCAGCCCCACAACCAGAAGUUGAACUCGAGGAGAAGGUGGAGCCAAGCUCAAGUCACCCAGGACUGACAAAGGUACAGCAAAUAUUGGAGCGGGUGGAGAAACUGGCCCAGGAGGUGAAAGGUUUUUACGGGAAAAAGAAUGAUAAAAGAUAUCUGAUACUGGAGGAAUUUUUGACCAAAGAAUUGUUGGCUCUGGAUUCGGUUGAUCCAGAGGGACGUAUAGAUGUGCGUCAGGCCCGACGUGAUGGUGUCCGCAGAGUACAAACCAUUCUGGAGGAACUAGAGAUGCUGGGUGAGCAAUCAGAAGCACAGGUGAGCAUCAGCAGCACUGAAGAUGAGAAAGGAGAGCCUAGUUUGAUCAACCAGGCAGACAUGGAGAAGGCCAAGGAGAUAUCAUAACUGCAAACCAAAGCCCCCCUAGUAUGAAAGAGACAAUCACAUCUCCUCAGUCUGUUAUUGGUUGCAUGCACAAUUAAUUUAAUUGUUCUGUUGGCUGACAGUUAAUAUGUGAUUUGUUUGCUGAGUGCAGUUAUGUGUGCUGUUAAGUGAUGGCGCUCUUGUGGAAUUUUACUGUACAAGUGUCUUGUAGCAGGACCAUAGUGGUGACCUUGUGGUGGCUAAGUUUCAUCCUGAAACUCAGUCUCAAAUAAGAGGCCUUUACUCAAAUGAAUGUGCUUUAUUUUUGCUUCUACUUAGGACAAGUAUCCGAUGUUUGCCUUUAGUCUUUUCCAUGUAUGAUGAAAAGCUUUUGAAAUUCCAAUAAGAAUACCCAUUGUUUCAUAGAAGGACACUGAUUUUGUUAAUUGAUUUUAUAACAGCGGUCAAAGAAAUUAUUUACAAGUGUAAAAAGGGUCAAGGUUACACAUGAAAAACAAACUCCUUAUAUAUCUAUUCUUACAUUUGGAAAACAAAAACUGAUCAGACUAUCCGUGUUUUGACUAUAAUAUUGUGAUCUUGAUACUUGUCAACAUCAGUAUUAAUGGUUGAAUGAUAUAGACAACAGUGUUAUAUUUCUAUUCUAUUUUUGUGCCAAAAUGAACAUUUUUACAUAUUUUCCAGUGGUAAAAAUGUCCUCCAUCUCCAUUAAAGUGUAUUCUCUACACAAAAUAUACAUGAAUAAUAAAAGACCUGAAAAGUA